AUGUCGUCUUCCUCACAUAAAAAGAGAAGGUUGAGAAAAUCUUCCAAGGUAGAUAGGAUAAGCGACCUGCCGGAUUCAAUUCUGUGUCACAUACUCUAUUUUCUUCCAACCAAACUUGCUGCAACCACAAGUGUCCUCUCAAAAAGAUGGAAACUAUUGUGGCUUUCGGUUCUAGCUUUCGACUUUGACUCCAGCCGCUUCAAAACUUCUGAUCUCUUUCUUCGUGUGGUGUAUUCAACGAUAUACCGGCGAGAUAUCGCACUACCAAUCCAUUCGUUUCACCUCAAAUCUCGUAGUUGGGACAUCCAAAAGGAUGUCAAUCAAUUUGUUUACCUUGUAGGGCAACGUGGAAUACUAAACUUAUGCCUCGACCUGUCUAAGAUUUGUCGCUAUAUAAUUGAAUUACCUACUACUAUUCUUAGUUCUGGAACGCUAAAGGUUCUUAAGUUGAGAAACUUAAUUGUAGGAGAUAAUUCUCAAGUGGAUUUACAUUUACCUAGUCUUAAAACUCUCCAUUUGAAUAGGGUUGAUUUUGAAUGUCAUGAGCAUCUAAUGAAGAUUUUAUUAAGUUGUCCUAUUCUAGAGGAUUUGGAAACUAAGCUUUGCUGUGUGAUGGAUUUCCAAAGCCGUUUUUCGGAUGAAUUUGCAGCCUUUCCCAAUUUGAUCAAGGCAAGGAUUACUGAAUUCUAUAUUCCACUUAGUAUGGUUUGUAAGGCAAAGACGCUACAUAUUGAAGUGGUAUGA
This is a messenger RNA of Medicago truncatula (barrel medic), 744 nucleotides long. Its product is annotated as F-box/LRR-repeat protein At4g14103. The record is from RefSeq and is a predicted model, not a curated record. Gene Ontology annotation, molecular function: protein binding. Bases 1 to 744 code for a protein of 247 amino acids. The transcript has a single exon. Lineage: Eukaryota; Viridiplantae; Streptophyta; Magnoliopsida; Fabales; Fabaceae.